Hevea brasiliensis (rubber tree) is the source of this 944-nucleotide messenger RNA. RefSeq names its product ubiquitin-conjugating enzyme E2 28. The coding region runs from base 375 to 734 and encodes 119 amino acids. Lineage: Eukaryota; Viridiplantae; Streptophyta; Magnoliopsida; Malpighiales; Euphorbiaceae. The record is from RefSeq and is a predicted model, not a curated record. Gene Ontology annotation, biological process: protein polyubiquitination. Gene Ontology annotation, cellular component: nucleus. Gene Ontology annotation, molecular function: ubiquitin conjugating enzyme activity. The transcript has 5 exons.
AAGCUUGCCCUGUCGGGCGUUUCGUCAAGUUUGUUCUAUAUUCUCUCUCUCUCGUUCAGAGGCUAUUCUCGAGGUUUGCUCAUGGCUUCGAAGCGGAUCUUGAAGGAGCUCAAGGAUCUCCAGAAGGAUCCUCCUACCUCUUGCAGUGCUGGGCCAAACCAGGCACCAGCUCAGGAGAAAUUGAUGGCACAAUUGAGGAAAGCUGAAGGAAAAGAAGGAAUCAAAGAGGAGGAGGAAAGCCCAAGUGGAUGGAGGAGAGAGGGGGGAAGGAAGAAGAAAGCACCGAAAAAAAAUGUGAAUAGCUGGCUCAAUCGCAGAUAUUAUGCCACAGCAGCCAGCAGGCCCAGCACCUAUCAGGCCCUGUAGCUGAAGACAUGUUUCACUGGCAAGCAACAAUAAUGGGUCCCCCUGACAGCCCUUAUUCUGGGGGUGUAUUUUUAGUUACUAUUCAUUUUCCUCCUGACUAUCCAUUUAAGCCACCAAAGGUUGCAUUUAGGACAAAGGUUUUUCAUCCAAAUAUCAACAGUAAUGGCAGCAUUUGCCUCGACAUUCUAAAGGAGCAGUGGAGCCCUGCCCUGACAAUAUCCAAGGUGUUGCUCUCUAUAUGUUCACUGUUGACGGAUCCAAACCCAGAUGAUCCCUUGGUGCCAGAAAUUGCUCAUAUGUACAAGACAGAUAGGGCCAAGUACGAGGCAACUGCUAGGAGCUGGACCCAGAAGCAUGCAAUGGGCUAGUGCUUUGUGGUUGGGAGAUUUAGGAUAUCAGUCAAAUCAUUGUUAUGUAUAAAUGAUGUGUGUGAUCCGUUUCUUUACUCUUACAUUGAAAAAGUGAAGAAUAGAUUUAUACAGUUCACCCCAUGAAAACAAGAUGUUAGGUUAUUGGUAUGGAAAAUGAUCUUGAAUGUGAAAGAUUGUAGUUGUUCAAUAUACCAUUUGUUUUGUGUC